AUGACAGAACCAAAUAUUUCCUCCGAUUCGAGUGAAGGUGACCCUUCACCCCCAGCUGCUCAAGUUGAACUUCCGGGUCAUCCUCAACAACCCGAUAUCCCGGAUUUACAGCAAGAAGAACAUGCUCAACCAAGAGGAGCGAUUGGGAGGCAACCUAUCAUAGAGGACAUUGGACCUGAAGAGGCACCAGAGCCUGCUCCUCCAGACGAAGGCCCUGUCCCAGGUUCCUUGGUGCGAGAGGCAUCAGAACCUAGGAGAAAAGAAAAUAUAACUGUAAUAAAUAAACACUAUCAUUACAACCAACAAAGAACAUUACACUACAACACCGGCCCUGUUUAUAAAGGCGAAUUCAAAGGCGAAAUAAGUGGGACGAAGAUGGAUGUAAAAGACUCGAAGAUAAGAUCAAUCGGAGCCCCACCUCAAGCAAAUAGACCGUCGUCACGACGAUUGCUCUCAGCACUUGGUGCGCCACCGUCCAGACCAGCCCUAGGAUGGCACGGACAAGAGGAACGGUCAACUCGUUCAGCUCGUGGAUCAUCGCGCCAACCCUUAGGGCUUCUACCGGUUCCCAGCGACGAAGAAGAGCAAUCGAAUGAAAACGAAGGUUUAGGAGAAGUGGAAGGACAAGAAGAAUCAAUUCAGCCCCCUAUUCUCCCUUCGUCACCCAACGCCGAAGAGCAGCCCCUGUCGUAUGAGGCUGAAAGUUUCGGAUCAUCUUUAGGUACAGCAGAAGGCGGUGAACCAUCCUCAACAGAACUUGAUCCGCAACUUCGAGAGCAAUUAUCGAUAUUUUCAAAAAGGAAAGAAAAUCGUCAUUGUAGAGAAAAAGCUCUACCUCCACCAAAUAGACCGUCGUCACGACGAUUGCUCUCAUCAAUCGGUGCGCCACCGUCGAGGCCAGACAUGGGAUGGCACGGACGAGAGGAACGGCCAAAUCGUUCAAAAGCUCGCGGAUCAUCCCACCAACCAUUGAUGCUUCCUCCGGUACUCAGUGACGAAGAUGACCAAUCGAAUGAAACCGAAGAUUCGGGCGCAGUGGGAGGUUAUAGAAGCGAUCGACCUCCUCCCAUGUCUUCAACAUCAUUGGCGAGAAAUCGAGACAGAUCGGAAAUAGGAAGAAGGCGAGGGUAUUUACCCAUAUAUGAUCACCAUGCCCGUGAAAGAGAACCAGGGUUAAUUGGUCAAAGGUCGCGAAGAUACCCACCUCAGCCGCAAGAACCCCCUCCAAGCUACUAUGAAUCGUUUCGAGACGAACCUCACUCCGCAUUCCCCACUCGUUCAGUACAAAGUUUGGCGAAGAAAUUUGAAACAAGAGAACCAGGUCAUACUGAAAGGCAACAGAGGUCAUUUCGAGAACCACGUCGAUUGGAUGAUGGAAUGUACUCUUACUUCCGGGGUAGUCGAGUUCAAAGUUCAAGAGUCGGGCGAGAAGAUCGAUACGAAGCUGAGCAAGAAAUACCCACAGUAAUAACUCAAUUACGAGAACACAGAGAUACAGACGAAUCGUCUUCUUCAUUCGUUGAAGACCCAUCACUUACAAUACCGAAAGAUUUAUAUGGUGAAAGAGAGUUUGGUGAAUCGAGGCAUGCCGUAUCGCGUGCGAGACGACAAGAAAGAACGAUGAUGCUCUCGAAUAUCGGGUGGUAA
Styela clava is the source of this 1647-nucleotide messenger RNA. The record is from RefSeq and is a predicted model, not a curated record. Lineage: Eukaryota; Metazoa; Chordata; Ascidiacea; Stolidobranchia; Styelidae.